This is a messenger RNA of Thamnophis elegans (Western terrestrial garter snake), 2836 nucleotides long. RefSeq names its product protein phosphatase with EF-hand domain 1 (gene PPEF1). The transcript has 16 exons. The record is from RefSeq and is a predicted model, not a curated record. Lineage: Eukaryota; Metazoa; Chordata; Lepidosauria; Squamata; Natricidae. The coding region runs from base 1 to 2130 and encodes 709 amino acids. Gene Ontology annotation, molecular function: protein binding; manganese ion binding; calcium ion binding. Gene Ontology annotation, biological process: detection of stimulus involved in sensory perception. Gene Ontology annotation, cellular component: cytosol; nucleus.
AUGGGAUGUGGCACUUCUGGUACAAAAAUCCAAACAAGUAAAUCAAAACAAGCUAUUAAAGCAGCUAUCCUUAUUCAAAGAUGGUAUCGGUCUUACAUGGCCCGGCUAGAAAUGAGGCGUCGAUAUUCCCUGACUAUUUUCCAAUCAAUUGAAUAUGCAGAUGAACAAGCACAAAUGCAGCUCUCCAAAUUCUUCACGUUUAUGCUGGACCAUUUUACUCAGACCAAUAAGACAGACCCAGAAAUCAGCUCCCAUUUUUUCUCUACUGGUAGUGAUUAUGCCAUAUCAAUCUCAGAUCAUGCCAUGGCAGAGUAUAAAAGAAUAAUAGAAGUGCCAAUUUCUUAUCAAGGCCCUCAUCUUUGUUUUCCUCUCACUGUCGCUGAUACCGAAGUACUUCUUCAGGCUUUCAAACAUCAACAGCAGCUACAUGCUCGAUAUGUGCUUCAGCUGUUUCAUGAGACCAGGAAAGUCCUUCAACAAAUGCCAAACAUCACUCAUGUCUCAACUUCUUAUGCCAAAGAAGUAACCAUCUGUGGUGAUUUACAUGGAAAAUUAGAUGAUCUUUUGCUGAUAUUCUACAAAAAUGGCCUUCCUUCAGAAGAAAACCCUUAUGUUUUUAAUGGUGAUUUUGUUGACAGAGGGAAGAAUUCCAUGGAAAUACUUAUAAUCCUGUUUGCAUUUCUCCUUGUUUAUCCUAACCAUUUACAUCUGAACAGAGGAAAUCAUGAGGACCACCUGAUGAAUCUUAGAUAUGGUUUCACAAAAGAAAUUAUGAAGAAGUAUAAGAACUAUGGGAAACCAAUUUUGCAUCUUCUAGAAGAUGUCUACAGCUGGCUUCCUCUUGCUACUGUUAUUGACAAUCAAGUUCUUAUUUUACAUGGUGGAAUAUCAGAUACGACAGAUUUGAAUUUCCUGAAUUCAUUCCACAGGAACAAGUUGAAGUCUUUGCUGAGGCCAGUGAAGUCAAAUAUGGAAGCAAUCUAUGAGCCACAGAGAACAAAUCUUGUGAAAACCAGUAUCAAUGUCACAGAAAGCAAAAAAGACAAUUCUGGGCAAGACAUCUCCAAGAAAAAUGUAAGAAAGUCUACAUCAGCAUCCUGUGAGAGAAGACAAUAUGCCAAGGAAAUGGGUGAUAUCAAAAGCAAUCUUAAUAGCACCCUUGACAUAACCAGUUCUAGCUCAUUUCAGAAUGCACAGUGUCUUAAGCCUUACAACGUGACUACCACAAAUGCAUCUCCAGAAUUAACAGCAAAGGAAAGGGAACAAGUGAUGGAUAUUCUCUGGAGUGAUCCUAAGCAUCAAAAUGGUUGUUCACCAAAUAAAAUUCGAGGAGGAGGUUGUUACUUUGGUCCUGAUAUUACUGCCAGAUUGCUGCAGCGUUAUAAUUUGAAAUUGCUCAUCAGGUCUCACCAGUGCAAACAGGAAGGUUAUGAGAUCAGUCAUAAUGGAAAGGUCAUCACUAUUUUUUCCGCCUCAAACUACUAUGAAGAAGGAAGCAAUCGUGGUGCCUAUAUCAAGCUAAAUCCAGAUUUGAUUCCUCAUUUUGUUCAGUAUCAAGUCAGCAAAUCUACACGUAAGCAGACGCUUCAUCAAAGAGUGACUGCUAUUGAGCUUUCUGCUUUAAAGGGUUUGCGAGAGAAACUUUAUACCCACAAAUCAGACCUCAUUGCAGCUUUUACCCAGUAUGAUCCAGUUUGCACAGGAAGAAUUUCUCUUAACCAAUGGGCUUCUGCCAUGGAAUCAGUUCUGCAUCUUGACAUACCCUGGAGAACUCUCCGUUCUCGACUAGUUUGCCUGGCUCCGGAUGGAAGUGUGGAAUAUCUUUCAUGUUUUAACAAUUUAGAAAUCAUACUACCCAUCAAAAAGGUUCAACCAUAUUUGGUGGAAACUCUGUAUAGAUACAAAGCUGAUUUGGAGAUUAUCUUUAAUAUGAUUGACCAAGACCAUUCUGGCCUUAUUUCUGCUGAUGAAUUCCGCCAAACAUGGAAACUCUUUAAUGCACAUGUGAAGAAUGAUGUGAGUGAUGAAUCCAUUGACAGUUUAGCUCGCACCAUGGAUUUUAAUAAAGAUGGUAGCAUUGACUUCAAUGAAUUUCUGGAGGCUUUCCAUAUGGUACAUAAAUUUAGUUAAAAUUAUCAGCUUUCUUGAAGAACCAACUAGUUGGAGAAAUCCCUUCUUUAUAUAUUUAUGUUUUAUAAAACAUGGUAAAUUUGUUAAUGAGAAAUAAAAAUAUAGACUGGUCAAGAUGACAAGGAAUAAUUUAAGUGAUUUAAAUAAUAUCAUAUUUUAAUUUUAUUAUUUUGAAUCUUCUUCAUAAACAGAUUUUAUACAAGUUGCAGAUAUUUAUUGUUUUUCCUAAGUUGGUGUCUUCAAGAUUUAUUGAUUUUCAUCUUCCAUAAUUCUUAGCACAAGCAUUACUCAUACUGUUGAGAUAAUGCUUAGCAAGAGAUAUGAACCAUGGACAUCUUACCUUUGUACUUCUCUGAUGAGUCAUAAACUGACAUAUCAUCUUCAUACAGUUCUCCCUGUGUAUUCUUACGGCAUGUAAAAUUGAGAAAUUACAGUAUAUAUUAUAGAAUAGCUAGAACUUAUUUUAAUUACAGAAUAUUGAUGACAGGAGGCAUGAAAGAUUAGUAGUUCUACAAGUAUAAGCAUUUUUUUUACUAUAGCUGUUUAAUAAUUUGACAUGUAAGAAAUUACAAACAUAAUUUUUGCUGCAUCCAAGUAUGAGCCUAUUUAAUCAUAUCUAUAGUGCCAUCAACAAUAGGAAGCCCACAGGCAAAAAGUGAUGGAAGAUAAUAGAUGAUCCUGUAUGAUGUUGGUUAAUAACCUUUUA